This is a messenger RNA of Bipolaris maydis ATCC 48331, 363 nucleotides long. The record is from RefSeq and is a predicted model, not a curated record. Lineage: Eukaryota; Fungi; Ascomycota; Dothideomycetes; Pleosporales; Pleosporaceae.
AUGACCAUCCUCGUCAUCCCAUUCUACUACCAAAAGUCCGACUGGCUCUCAUACCCCUACGCCCCACGCUACUGCACAACAACAGCCGAGUACAUCGCUCUACCGCCUUCAACUAACCCCAUCAUAACCACUCGAAACGACGCCAUAGCCAAAGACGCCACCGCAUGGGGUUGGCACAUCUACAAUGUUGACGUGACCUCUCCUAAAAUGAAAAAAAAUGCUGGGCUCGGUACGAAACUGCAGCAAAGCAGAGAGCAUGGCGUUAGGAUCACGGAGGAAGACGCGAAAAAGAAGGCCACCGAUAACGAGAGCGAGAGCAAGAUGGAUGCAGUGAUUCGGGGAGUGAAGAAGAUAGGGCAGUAG